Aspergillus eucalypticola CBS 122712 is the source of this 795-nucleotide messenger RNA. RefSeq lists its product as uncharacterized. The record is from RefSeq and is a predicted model, not a curated record. The coding region runs from base 156 to 716 and encodes 186 amino acids. NCBI's taxonomy places the organism in Eukaryota, Fungi, Ascomycota, Eurotiomycetes, Eurotiales, Aspergillaceae. The transcript has a single exon.
UUUACUGACUGGGUACUUUCCUUUACUCCAUUCCCCUUCAUUCAGUAUACCUCCUCUUGCUUCCACCAGACAGUCGGAGAGGGCCAUUCGAGGUCCUUUUUCCUUUUUAACUUAACAUCAUCUUGACCAGCAUCAUUUCCAUCUUCCAUCGUUGAAUGUCGUGCUCAGAUCAUCUUCUGUCCCUUGCCGCGCCCCUUUUCGAUCCUCACCCGCCAAUCAACGCCGCCCGCUGCGAUCGAUUCUUAUCCUUGGGCCAUCGACAUCAUUUCCUACUCCUCCCACCACAACGUCUCUCCUCUCCUCAUCCACCACGGCCUCUCCGCCAUCUAAGCGCGCCUCGCGGCCCCCUCGGUCGUUUUCCUCAUCGAAAACGUCCCCUCUCGCCUCACAAACGGACCCUUCAACAUCAUCGCCCCCGGUUAAAGAAGCAUCCCCUUAUCCCCCGCGAGGCCUCCGCGUUCGGUGUCAUUCCUUCGAGGCACAUCCCCCCACAUCCUCCGAUCAGGUCACCGCAGCGAGCUCCUCCAAAGCAAGAUUCUCUUAUCGGCGAAAGAGUUCCUGGAUACCUCCCACGAUCUUGCGCCCGCCGUCAGUGCGACUCGCAAACCCUGUCAAUUACGUUCCCCGCAACACUCCGGUCACGGUACCCCAUCUGUCGCAGCUCUCCGACGAGAACCUUCCACUCGACGCACACCGAGACGCCUACCCUUUGCUGACUAUUCCCGAACGGCGUCGCAGUCGACCGAUCCCAUCUCCGAACAGUCUGGUGGUGGAGCGCAGCCAAGGGGAAACGGA